AUGGCCACCUCCAUACCGGAGAUCCCACUGCCACCACGCACACCCACUCCGCCUCCCGACGACGGCCCAGGCCCGAGCGUCGACCGCUCUCCUCUCCGUUUUGAUCCCACCUCGCUCUCCCCCCACCAUCGCGACGACAUGGAAUCAGCAAAGACGUCGUAUUUCACGCCCACGAGUCCCGAGAAGAGCAGUGACGGGCCCUUCAACUUCCAGCCCGCGACGCUGGCGAAGUCGCCGGUUGCGAUUAAAUCGAACAUUGGCCAGCGACGAGGCCACAAGUACAAGCACUCCAGUGUGUCACACCAGAUCUUCCUUGAGCCGCCCGUGCGCGCACCCCUCGCGCUUCCGAAUUCGCUGCCGAUACCGACGUGGAAAGAGCUCCGCACCAGCUUGACCAAGGAUCAGAAGGUGCGCUUCUACUGGAGUCUGUGCCACAUGACGGUGGCGGCAUAUACGGCUUGGAACACACAUGGAUCGGCGGGGAUGCAGGCGCUCUCACACUUGAUAUUCUACGACUCGCUCGGGGCACUACUGGUCGUGUUUGUGGAAGUGUUUUCCAACUUCGAAGUUUGGGGUCGGUCGAGCAUACGACAUCCGUUCGGGCUACAGAGGAUGGAGGUCAUUGCGGGGUUUGCCCUGUCGAUUCUGCUCAUCUUCUUUGGCUUUGAUUUGAUCUCUCACAAUGCCAAACAUGCGCUGGAGGGGAUUGGCCAUGUCCCGCACCAUGCUCACAAGCACGAGCGGGUCAACGCUGGCACCGUCGACUUUACAGCCGCCAUUGCUCUUGGCUCGACUUUGAUAUCAGCCGUGGGCUUGAAGAACCAUGCUCGCAUUGGCAAGGCCAUGCGUUUCGCGGCGAUGGAGAACCUCAACCUUCCGACAACUCUCACCAACCCUUCACACUUCCUGACCCUCUCCUGCUCCGCCAUUCUCCUGAUAUUGCCUCUACUCUCUCUCCAUCUCUAUGAGUGGAUCGAUAAACUUCUCAGCCUUACGAUCGCAACAUCAAUGCUGUUCCUUGGUGUCCACCUAGGCAAGAACGUCGGGUCUAUGCUGCUGAUGUCGUACCCUGGCAGUGGCGUGCCCGGCGUGAUCAGCGCCAUCGAAGCUGACCCAAUGGUCCGCAGCGUAGAGCACGCCAAAUUUUGGCAGGCUCACUACGGCGUGAGCAUGGCCAACUUGCGACUGAAGGUCAUUGGCAGUGAAGAUGACCAGUUAAAGCUCCGGGAGCGCAUCACCAGCCUCAUCCGCAACCGCCUCUCUGGUGGCUAUGGCCAAGGCGGUCAGCGCUGGGAAGUGAGCGUGCAGUUCAGGGCCGAGCCCGUCUCGCAAGGCGUCAGUUAUGGGCAUUACCUUCAUGCCACAUAG
Messenger RNA from Cyphellophora europaea CBS 101466, 1368 nucleotides. RefSeq lists its product as uncharacterized. Gene Ontology annotation, cellular component: membrane; Golgi apparatus. The record is from RefSeq and is a predicted model, not a curated record. The transcript is spliced from 2 exons. Gene Ontology annotation, biological process: zinc ion transport; transmembrane transport; intracellular zinc ion homeostasis. The coding region runs from base 1 to 1368 and encodes 455 amino acids. Gene Ontology annotation, molecular function: zinc ion transmembrane transporter activity. Lineage: Eukaryota; Fungi; Ascomycota; Eurotiomycetes; Chaetothyriales; Cyphellophoraceae.